AUGGCUUCUGCUGCUGGACAAGCAUCCAAAUUCCAACGUUUCCUCAAUGCCGAAACAGGCCCCAAGACCGUGCAUUUCUGGGCCCCAGUGUUCAAAUGGAGUUUGGUUAUUGCUGGUUUGAACGAUAUCCAAAGACCCGUGGAGAAGUUAUCUGGAACCCAGCAGUUGGCUCUUUUCGCCACCGGUGCCAUCUGGACCCGUUGGGCUGGUUUUGCCAUCAGACCUAGAAACUAUCUUUUGGCUUCCGUGAACUUCUUCCUUGGCGGUGUAGCUGGCUACCAGCUCACAAGGAUUGUGAACUAUAGAAGAGCGCAGGGCGACAACACCAGCCAGGUCUUCCACUAUAUAUUCAACGGCGAGCCAGCCACCAACACGGAGCCAGAGAAGGCUUAG
Messenger RNA from Candidozyma haemuli, 393 nucleotides. Its product is annotated as mitochondrial pyruvate carrier. Bases 1 to 393 code for a protein of 130 amino acids. Gene Ontology annotation, molecular function: pyruvate transmembrane transporter activity. The record is from RefSeq and is a predicted model, not a curated record. The transcript has a single exon. Gene Ontology annotation, cellular component: mitochondrial inner membrane. Gene Ontology annotation, biological process: pyruvate import into mitochondria. Lineage: Eukaryota; Fungi; Ascomycota; Pichiomycetes; Serinales; Metschnikowiaceae.